Messenger RNA from Rhagoletis zephyria (snowberry fruit fly), 4070 nucleotides. Its product is annotated as proteoglycan 4-like. The record is from RefSeq and is a predicted model, not a curated record. Lineage: Eukaryota; Metazoa; Arthropoda; Insecta; Diptera; Tephritidae.
AAUUUGAAAAAAAAAGAAAACACACACACACACACACACAUACAUACACGUUUCACUAAAAACAUCAUUUAAAUGGAUAUUUAAACUUUUUUUGAGCUUUAACGGUAGCAGGCGCUUACAGCUUGUAGUUGCUAACACUAAUAAAGUAGAAUAGAAAAAAAUAAAAUAAAAUAAAAGUAAGAAAUAGUAAAAAAUUAAAAAAACCAAAUUUAAAUUGAGUUAUUUAUAAACAAUAAUGCAAUUAGUUUAUUUAGGUAGGUAAUAAGUAGAAGUAUGAUUUGUCGUACUCCAAACGAACUUCGUAGCUUUAGUUGUAGCUUUGUCUUUUCUAAAUCGUAUACUAGUACGUUACAUGCCUAUAUAGUAGUAUUACUUUGUCGUAGUGCUCUCAGCAAUAUUUACACCUCUUAUUCACAACGAUUUGUGCACAUCACUAAUAUUUUAUCUUUUUUCCACAAAAUUUCUCUAUUCCUUUCUACAGAAAAGGGUAAUUAUGAAGGUUUUGAUGGUCGUUAUAAAGGUAUUAAAGAAGGUCAAUAUGUCCCGGACAAUUCGGGAAAAUAUGUUCACAUUGAAGGUCCAACUGGUCCACCAGCUCCACCAUAUGUGCAUAUAGAGGGACCUGAUGGCGGCUUCGGCGGUAACGGCGGCUUUGGCGGCGUUGGCGGCAGAGGCGAUGGCGGCGGUGUCGGACCAGGCGGCCCAGGCGGACCUAAGGGACCCGGCGGUCCGAAGGGACCUGGCGGCCCAAAGGGACCACCCGGCCCACCUGGUCCACCAGGACCACCAGGACCAUUCGGCCCCACUGGACCCGGAUCUAAGGGACCAUUCGGCCCACCCGGUCCACCCGGUCCACCCGGACCAACUCGUCCCGGCCCAGGCGGCCCAUUCGGACCACCAGGCCCACCCGGACCCACACGUCCCGGUCCAGGCGGUCCAGGCGGUCCACCCGGACCCACACGUCCCGGUCCAGGCGGUCCACCUGGACCACCAGGCCCAUCUCGCCCAGGCGUAGUAGGACCAUACGGCCCAACACGUCCCGGCCCACCAGGACCACCAGGACCACCAGGACCCGAUCGUCCAGGCUCACCCGGACCACAAUCACCAUACCAACCAUUGAGACCUGGCGCACCAAGUGAUCCUAGGGAUUCGAAUAAGAAUACACCCGGCUACUUGCCACCUGUCUCGAAAACUGGUAAAAUAACGCAACCAUUUAAAUCAUCAUCAUUAGUUGUAGAAGGUGGUGAGAUACCCACGAAAACCACACAAACCACCACUACAUCUUUUGUGCCAAAUUAUGGUAACAAUAAUGAUUAUGCACAAAAGAAGGUCACCACAACCACUACUAGCACCAAUACUAAUACUAAUACACAAUUUAAUAAUAAUAGCAAUAAUGUUAAAACUCCAUUAACCUAUAUUCCUCCUUCUUCUCCCCCCUCUCCUCCCAAAAAACUCACCACCACCACCACCACCACUACUACGACCAACACGAAUACCAAUACGAAUACGAAUAAUCCGCCAACAUCUUAUCAACAAACCAAUAAAUACUUACCACCGAAUCGCGGACCUUUAACGGAUACUUUCAACCGACAGCAAAGCUCGGUUGAGAAGCAACAACCGCACAAGACUAUAACUACAACAACUACGACAAAUACAAAUACAAACAACGGCAAUAAAUACGGACAAAACUUUGACACGAACGCGUACCAGCAACAAAACCAAAAGACGGUGGAAAAGGUAACAACAACAACAAGCACUUUUGAUACCAAUAAGAAUACAUACACAAACACGGGACAGAAGUUCAACAGCAACAUUGGAGGCGGUGGCUCCGGUAGCGUCACCCAAACUCCGGGAUACCAAAUUGGUCAGAAAAUAACUACCACAACGACUGGUACAAAUACAUUUGGACAAAUUCCCGGUUUCUAUAAUGGACAGAAAGUUAACGAUAAAGUAGUCGAAAAAAUCACUACUACAAUAAACGACGGCCGCGUGCCCGGUUAUCAGACCGGUCAGAAAGUUGUUGAGAAAGUGACCACCAAAUACGAGACCAAUCGACAACCGGAGCGAAAUGUUGUGACCAAUACGAAUACCAACUACCAAACGCCACGCCCCACUUUUCCACCAACAGAACUGAAUAACGAACGACAAUGUGCCUGCGAAGCAGAUAGAAUACAUUCAUCCAAACAACAACAAACCACAACCACUUCCUUUGGUAAACCGGCGUCGAAUAGUAAUCAAUUUAGUAAGCAACAACAAUUCCAAACCACAACAAUUGCAGGCGGUCAAGCCAGCUUUGGUGGUAUAACCAACGCAAUGUCACUGUUACAACAAUUACCAGUCUUUCCACAAGCGCCCGGUUAUGCGGCAUCCUAUGCACCGGAAAAUAUACCCAAAGGUGCAAUUAUAGCAUUCAUGCCGGUAAUUAUUUUGCCACAAUCGGCUUAUGAGCAAUGCGACAACAACAAUGCCAUACACGCGAAUGACAGAUAUCAACAACAAAAUGUCGAUCCCUUCCCAUUGGGUGUGCAGCCCGCGCCCAUACCGUUCAGCUUCAGUCAGAUUACGGGUGGCGCACGCAAAGAUCAGUGCAUGUGCCCAUGCUCCUGUACACAGAACAUACCAGAUAAGUUCCAUAAGAAACGUGACAUUGACGCAACGGAAGGACUGAAUGCAACGGCAACGGACGUGGGUGAGAAAGAGAUUGCUGCUAGUGCGAAAUCGAGCGAUGAUAGUGAAAAGGAGACGCUUGUGGCGAAAGCGACGGAAGCAUUAGAUGUCGAAGCGCUAAAGGCGGUAGAGAAGGACGAUGAAAAGGAAGUGAGUAAGAGCGCAGAAAAAGAGACGGAAACAGCGGUAAAAGGAGAUAACAAUAAAAGUGACCUUGUUGAGGCGGCAGCGACGCCGGUGACGUCGACAGCAGCCAAGGUUGGCGAAUCGGCGGCGCAGGACGAAGUUAAAAUCGAGAAGAGUGAAAAGAUCGAAACGCCAACCGAAACAGUGGUCGAAGUGGAAAAGAAAGACUAAAACGACACAGUGACGUUAACAUAACGAACAGAACGACGACGAUACGAAUAAAAAAAAUUGUCAUCUCCAUUUAAAUCAUGCAAGAAAUUUUAUUCAAAUCAAGGAUGACAUUAACAAGAUAUCUGAGGAUAUACAUGAAUGAAAUCAACGUCGUCCGUUAUAAAUUUUAUAUACAUAAAAAAAACAACGUCAACAACACGACAGCCACCGUUCCGUUCCCGUUCCCGUUCCUGUUCCCGUUCCUGUUCUCGUUCCUGUUCCUGUUCCUGUUCCCGUCCCGUCCCAUCCUGUACACCCGAAACACGCUUGUUUCUUUUUGCUCAACCGUCAAUACAAAUGCUGUUGAAAGCAUUUCGAUAGUUGUGUACGUGUUCCUGCUACCGUUCGUGCAAGCGUAUUUGGCAGCUGUUUCACUUCCUUACCAGCAUCCUAGUGCAGUGAUAACUCCCGCAUCCUUACCGCAAUCCUGUCCAACACAAAUGGUUUCCACAUCCUUACCGCAAUCGCUCGUCAAUCCUCAAACAUCCGGAAUCCUUAUCCUAACGCCGACAUACCGAGUAUAUCCUGUUCCUAAUUCCAAUCCUGCUCCCGAUAUCCAGUUGCCGCUUUUGUGUUCAUGUCUUUACGAUGUUUAAAAAAAAAAAGAAAAAAAUUAAAUUUUAUGCACUAUUGUAAGAGACAACGGAAACAUGUUUAAAGAGGACCGUAAGAGAGAAAGAGAGAAAUUUCAAUGAAGAAAUAAAGUCGCAAAAAAUACUCUUAGCAUAUAAUAUACUAUUUUAACUAUGUAAAUUAUAGUAUAACAUUUCCUUCCUCUCUCGAACCGUUAAUUAAAAGUGUGUACUCAUUUUAUGAAAAUGUUAAAAAAAAAAAUUGUUGAAUUGUUUUUUUUUUUCGUUUGCUAAAAUAAUGCUUUUUAUAUGUAACGCUCUUCUACUAUCUGUGUAUUUAUAUAUAUAUUGUAAAAUGAAGCCAGUUAGGAAUGUAUGAGGCAUGUUCCUCUAGUUCAUUGAUAUAUCCUUAUAUUAAUAAGCUACAUUUUUAGC